AGUUGCUGCAUUAUAUACUUCUGCAUGCAAGUGACUGCAGAUAUGCACAUCUCAUUUAAACUUUAAUUUUACAUCAAUUAGUUAAUUUACCCACAGAUCAGUGGAUUUUUAUAGCAAAAAUACUGAAGGUCUCACUCAGUUCAGCGUUUAUGUUGAAUGAAUUAUUAUUAUUUGAAAUUAUUUUGUUAUUGUAUGUGUUGCAUUACUCGAACCUGAAAUUUAGAUUUGUCGUCGAAGAUGACGAGGAUUAUUCAUUCGUGAUGAUAAUGAUGAUGAUGAUGAUAGGAUUGAGAAUUCAAUGUGCUGGGGUUGAGGGUGAUUUACUUACCGAGUGGACCUGUCUCUCUGAAGAAAUUAAACUAUAAAUAGGAGUGAAUUUUUUUAGUGAAUAAAUUGGUGAUUUAUUUUAUUAAACUGAUGUUGGAUAAACCAAUGAAGAUGAGUGGAAUAAUUCCGGAGAUGGAGCAAAUAAUAAGCCAGCUGGAGCGUGGCACAGUGGUGACCAAGUUUUUUCAGCGCAAGAAACCAGAGAAAAAGACCCUGAUGAUUCGAAGGGAGACAAGACAAGUGGUAUGGGCGAAGAGUCCCACAUACAGGCCCUUCGAUGGGACAAUUGAGAUCCGUGAGAUUAAAGAGAUCGUCGUGGGUAAGAACUCGAAGGAGUUCGAUAAGUGGCCAGAGGAUUCGAAGAAAAUAGAGAAUCUCAGGUGCUUUGUUAUCUAUUAUGGUUCUGAAUUUCGGUUAAAGACCCUGUCAACAUCAGCCUUCAGUGAGAAAGAGUGCGAGCUCUGGGUAAAGGGUCUUCGUUAUCUCGUCAAGGAUACGAUAACAGCUCCCUACCCCCUACAGGUGGAACGCUGGCUGCGAAAAGAGUUCUACUUUAUGGAAAAUAGUCGGGAGUUGGUUAGCCUCAAGGACAUUAAGAGUUUUAUGCCCAGAGCAAGCUGCAAAAUUUCCACUAAUAAAUUGCGAGAGGUCUUCCAGCAGGUAGACACCAGGGACAGGACAGAGUUGGGAUUCGACGACUUUGUCACUCUGUACCACAAAUUAAUGAUCGAUUUGACGGCCCUCUGCGACUGGGACAUCCUGAGUCUCAAAUACUCGCACACAGGAAAAAUCGUGACACUCUCGGAAUUCCAGAGCUUUCUCACAACUGAGCAGGACGAUCCGCUCAGCACCACCUCCUCUCUGGUAUCGAAAUUCAUGAGGGAUUACCUACAGGAUCCCCAGAGGGACGUACAGGAGCCGUAUUUCACAUACCACGAGUUCAUAGACUUCCUGUACUCGAAGCAGAACGACAUAUGGAAUGACAAAUACAAUCGUCCUACCCAUGACAUGAAAAAACCACUCUCUCACUACUGGAUAGCCUCCUCUCAUAACACCUACCUUAUGGGGGAUCAGAUCAGUAGCGAGAGUAGCUGUCAAGCCUACGUUAGAGCUCUGAGGGCAGGCUGCAGGUGUAUCGAGCUGGAUUGCUGGGAUGGUCCCGAGGGAAUGCCCUUUAUAUUUCAUGGCCACACUCUCACCACGAAAAUCAAAUUUCUCGAUGUCAUCAAGACCAUUAAAGAGCACGCAUUUGCCACCUCCGAUUAUCCUGUCAUAAUUUCCAUUGAGGACAACUGCACUCUCCCACAGCAAAGGAAAAUGGCUGCCACUAUGCAGGAGGUAUUUGGAGAGUGCCUACUCACUCAGCCCAUCGAUAAAAAUGAAACGUCACUUCCCUCCCCUCAUGCACUUCGUGGAAAAAUUAUUCUUAAACACAAGAAACUCCCUGAAGGCGUUGACGAGAGCACAUUUAUCGUGAGAAACAAUGAGCAACUUCCCCACGAGAUGGACCUAAGGAACACUGUGAAAAACGGAAUCCUCUACUUGGAGGAUAUAACUGAGAGGGAGUGGUAUCCACACUUCUUCAUACUGACCAAGCAGCAUUUGUACUACACAGACACAUUUACCCAAAGUCAUGAGGUGGAGGACGUCGAGGAGGAGGAUAAUGAGACUGAUGAGAACAGGGAGGGAUCUUUCACCUCGGACACGAGGAGUUUCAACAACAUCACGAGGACGAGAAGGAUCAACGGCCACUCAAUUCCCAAUGACGAACUCCAUUAUGGAGAGAAGUGGUUCCAUGGCAAGUUGGCAAGUGGAAGGGGAGAGGCUGAAGAACUUCUCAGGAGGUACUCCCACCUGGGGGACGGCACGUUUCUCGUUAGGCAGUGUGUAACCUUUGUGGGAGAUUACUGUUUAUCAUUCUGGAGAAAGGGAAAGGUCAAUCACUGCAGGAUUAAGUUGAAGCAGAGCAUGGGCCAGACUCAGUACUAUCUCAUCGACAGCGUUUGUUUUGACAGUCUCUAUUCCCUGAUAACUCAUUACAGAAAUCAUCCACUGAGGAGCCAGGAGUUUCUGAUAACCCUGAGGGAACCGGUACCCCAGCCCUGCAAGCAUGAGGAGAAAGAAUGGUGGCACAGCCAAUGCACCAGAACAAUUGCUGAGGAUGUUCUCAAGAGAAUACCAACAAAUGGUGCUUUUCUCGUAAGAUCCAGUGAGAAGGACAAUAACAAUAGCUAUACAACGUACGCUAUAUCGUUCAGGGCUGAGAAUAAGAUUAAACACUGUAGAAUUAAAUUUGAGGGAAGGCUGUAUACAGUGGGCUCCAUUCAAUUUGAGAGUCUUGUGGAGCUGGUGAGUUACUAUGAGCGUCAUCCUCUGUACAAGAAAGUCAGACUGGCUUUUCCAAUCAGCUCGGAGAUUAUAGCAAAUGUCCUAAGCUCAAUUGAUGGUCUCAAUCAGGUGCCUGACGAGGAUGAGAAUGAUUAUGAUUUACCUGGCUAUAUGGAUCCUGCUGCUUUUCUCUCCAAAGUCACUGUCAAGGCUAUUUAUGAUUACAAAGCCAGGAGGGAAGAUGAACUUACUCUAGUUAAACAUGCUAUCAUCACGAAUGUUCACCGCCAGGAGGGUGGCUGGUGGCGAGGGGAUUAUGGGGGGAAGAAACAGCACUGGUUUCCAGCGAAUUAUGUGGAGGAGAUUGAUUGUGUCGAGGGCAUCGAGGGCGAACAACAGCAUCUCGAUCCAACUGAGGCGAUGCUCCUUGGACACCUCCAGAAGGGAGCGUUAGACAUAACUGGGGCUGUAGUGGAAAUUGCUGUGGCUGAUAGGCCUGGACUCGAGUGGAGCAUCAAGAUUCAAAAUCCUAAUAUGUGUUCUGUUUUUGAGGCCUGCACACCAUCCAAGGAUAUUGCUCUCGAGUGGGUCGGGGCUAUUAAGGAGACUGCACAGCAUGCCAAUGUCAGAGAAAACCAGAAUAAGGAGAUCGAGAGGGCUCUAAGGAUUGCCAAGGAGAUGUCCAAUCUCAUUAUUUACUGCAGGUCUGUGGCGUUUGACAUGGAAAGGGUGACGAAGGGCUUUGUCUUCCAGGAGAUGAGCAGCUUCCCUGAAACAAAGGCGGAGAAGCUUAUUUGCCAGCAAGAGCAGGCUUUCUUCUUAAAAUAUCACCAGAUUCAGUUCAGCAGGGUAUACCCAAAAGGACAGAGGAUUGAUUCCUCCAAUUAUAAUCCUGUGCCUUACUGGAAUGCUGGAUGCCAGAUGGUGGCUCUGAAUUAUCAGACUGGGGACAAGGCGAUGCAGCUGAAUCAGGCGAAAUUCAGGGAGAAUGGAAGCUGUGGUUACGUUCUCAAGCCUGAGUUUAUGAUGCAGGAGGGCUACAUCACCGGUGAUAAAAGAACCUUGAGAGGGGUGGACAUCUUGAGGUUUCAUCUAAAGAUUAUUGGGGCCAGACAUCUUCACAAGCAGGGGAGAGGUACAGCCAGUCCUUAUGUCGAGGUCGAGGUUCUGGGGGCUGAGUACGACAGUGGCACCAAACUUACCACUAAAACCAUCUCCGAUAAUGGCUUCAAUCCCAUGUGGAAUGAAGCCUGUGAGUUUGAUGUUGUCAAUCCGAAUUUCGCCCUGCUGAGGUUUCUCGUGCAGGACGAGGAUGUCUUCGGGGACUGCAAUUUCCUAGGACAGGCCACCUAUCCGGUCCAGUGCUUAAGGACUGGGUAUAGAAGUGUUCCACUGAAGAAUCAGUACAGCGAGGACCUGGAACUUGCCACUCUACUCGUACACAUCUCUAUUACCACAAUUUCUUCCUCGUCCAAGUGAUGAAUACUUUAAUUAAUGGAUUUUUUUUUUUUUUUAUGAAAUUGUAUAUUAGUGAUUU
This is a messenger RNA of Fopius arisanus, 4192 nucleotides long. RefSeq names its product small wing phospholipase C gamma 1 (gene sl). Lineage: Eukaryota; Metazoa; Arthropoda; Insecta; Hymenoptera; Braconidae. Gene Ontology annotation, biological process: release of sequestered calcium ion into cytosol; phosphatidylinositol-mediated signaling; positive regulation of epithelial cell migration. The transcript has 2 exons. Gene Ontology annotation, molecular function: phosphatidylinositol-4,5-bisphosphate phospholipase C activity; protein binding. The record is from RefSeq and is a predicted model, not a curated record. Bases 418 to 4134 code for a protein of 1238 amino acids.